GAUGAAUGGACUAGCAGUAGCAAAAGCAACAGACACCACAAGACAAUCCACGAAGAUGAUGAGAUGACAUCAAAAUGAAGUGGUUCCACCACCGGUAACAACCACUACCCUCAUGCCAUGGCCUCCUUCUUCAGAUUCUCCCUUUCCCUCGACGCCUCCGAUUCCCUUCAGUCCAACCUACAUCCCCCUUUCAAAAUCAAAACCAAGCUCAUCGAGGCCAACCUCAACUCCAAGCCUCAGCUUCGGGCUUCGAAGCCAACGCCCAAGCCAAACCGACAACACCCAAAAACAAAACCCAGUUACUUACCCAAGAACACGGAGAAGCAGAAACUCUUCUUCUCACGCGAUGCUGACGUCGAUUUCUCUCCCGAACUGAGCACGGAGCACUGCAACGCGAUCCUCAAACGCCUCGAAGCGAGCGCCGCCGCCGCCGACAAAACGCUGUCGUUCUUCGAGAGGAUGAGGGCGACGGGCAAGUUGGAGCGCAACGCCGCCGCUUACAACGUAAUGCUUCGGUUUCUCAGCAGAAGGCAAGACUGGGAAGGCGCGGAGAAGCUCAUCUACGAAAUGAAGGGUUCCGAAUUGAUAAGUUGCAACGCCUUCAACACCCUUAUCUACGCGUGCUGCAAGCAGAGCCUCGUGCAAUUGGGAACAAAGUGGUUCCGAAUGAUGUUGGAUUGCGGCGUCGUGCCCAAUGUGGCCACCAUUGGGAUGCUCAUGGGGCUCUACCGGAAGGGUUGGAACCUCGAGGAGGCGGAAUUUGCCUUUUCCCGAAUGAGAGGGUUUCGUAUUGUGUGUGAAUCCGCGUAUUCGUCCAUGAUUACCAUUUACACGCGUCUCAGGUUGUAUGAGAAGGCCGAAGGCGUGAUCGAGUUGAUGAGGAAGGACGAGGUGGUGCCCAAUUUGGAGAAUUGGUUGGUGAUGUUGAAUGCUUAUAGCCAGCAAGGGAAACUGGGUGAUGCUGAGAGAGUCUUGGAGGCAAUGCAAGAGGCAGGGUUUUCUGAUAAUAUUGUUGCUUUCAAUACUAUGAUAACUGGUUUUGGAAAGGCUAGGAGAAUGGAUGCUGCACAGAGGUUGUUUAUGAGGAUAACGAGGUGUUUGGAGGUGGAUCCGGAUGAAACUACUUAUCGAUCCAUGAUUGAGGGUUGGGGUAGAGCUGACAACUAUGAAUACGCGACAAGGUAUUAUAAGGAGCUCAAACAGAUGGGGUUCAAGCCCAGUUCAUCAAACUUGUUUACGUUGAUUAAGUUGGAAGCUAAUUACGGAGAUGACGAGGGUGCUGUUGGGAUCCUUGAUGAUAUGGUGGAUUGUGGAUGCCACUAUGCUUCUAUAAUUGGUACUCUGCUGCAUGUGUAUGAGAGGGCUGCGAAGGUUCAUAAGGUGCCGCGUUUGCUCAAAGGUUCGUUUUAUCAGCAUGUGUUAGUAAACCAAAGUUCUUGCUCCACUCUCGUCAUGGCUUAUGUGAAGCAUCGGCUGGUGGAGGAUGCCUUGAAAGUGUUGAAUGACAAGAAGUGGCAAGAUCCUAGAUAUGAGGAUAACCUGUAUCAUCUUCUGAUUUGCUCGUGCAAAGAGGCAGGUUUGCUGGAGGAUGCUGUGAAGAUAUACAGUCGAAUGCCCAAAAGUGACGACAAUCCGAACAUGCACAUUGCGUGCACCAUGAUUGACAUUUACAGUGUCAUGGGCCUCUUCAAGGAUGCCGAAGUGUUGUAUCUGAAGUUGAAGUCUUCGGGAGUUGCCUUGGAUAUGAUUGCUUUUAGCAUUGUUGUAAGGAUGUAUGUCAAAGCUGGAGCUUUGAAGGAUGCUUGUGCAGUUUUGGAUGCAAUUGACAUGCGGCCUGAUAUUGUUCCAGACAAGUUUUUGUUAUGUGAUAUGCUGCGUAUUUAUCAAAGAUGUAACAUGGCGACUAAAUUGGCUGAUUUAUACUACAAAAUCUCAAAAAGUAGAGAGGAUUGGGACCAGGAACUAUAUAAUUGUGUCCUAAACUGCUGUGCUCAGGCUCUUCCAGUAGAUGAGCUUUCCAGGCUUUUUGACGAGAUGGUACAGCAUGGAUUUGCACCUAGCACAAUUACCUUCAAUGUCAUGCUUGAUGUCUUCGGGAAAGCCAAGCUUUUCAACAAGGUUUGGAGGCUGUACUGCAUGGCUAAGAAACAAGGCCUGGUUGAUGUGAUCACUUACAAUACUAUCAUAGCUGCAUAUGGGAAAAAUAAAGACUUCAACAACAUGUCAUCAACAGUCCAGAAAAUGGAAUUCGAUGGGUUUUCAGUUUCUCUCGAAGCAUACAAUUCAAUGCUGGAUGCUUAUGGGAAAGAUGGCCAAAUGGAGACAUUUAGAUCUGUAUUGCAAAAGAUGAAGGAUUCCAAUUGUGCCUCUGACCACUACACAUACAACACUUUGAUCAAUAUCUAUGGAGAACAAGGAUGGAUUAAUGAAGUUGCUAAUGUGCUUACAGAAUUGAAAGAAUGUGGACUCAGACCUGAUUUGUGCAGCUAUAACACAUUGAUCAAGGCGUAUGGGAUUGCAGGAAUGGUUGCAGAAGCUGUAGGUUUGAUCAAGGAAAUGAGAAAAAAUGGAAUAGAACCUGACAAGAAAAGCUACACUAAUCUUAUCACUGCACUGCGACGAAAUGAUAAAUUUUUAGAAGCAGUUAAAUGGUCAUUAUGGAUGAAGCAGAUGAAAAUAUGAAUUUCAUAAAGCUAUGGCAUUAUCUAAGUGGUCUUGGACCCUCUAACCCUUGUUCUUUGAAGAAUAGUUUGACCUUAAAAUUCCUACAUGAGUAAAGCCUCUGAACUAUGGCUUCCCUUGUGCAAUAGCCGUACAAGAUAUUGACCUGCAUGAAUUGUUAAGUAUGAAAUGGAAGUAUGACGAUAUGCCAUGGAAAGUUACUGUGAUGACCCUGAAUAUUUCUCGCUAAUUGCACGAGCACAAUAUGCACUCUCGCAUAUGCAACCAAUCGGUCGAGAAGAUAAAAUGCCACUUAAAGCUCCAAUUUUGAGGCUGAUUUCAGAAAUUGCCUGCGCUAGAGUUUUCAGCUCCAAAAGCAGCCAUAUGGUUGAAUCCGGAAUUGUGAUUCACUGAAGCAUUGGUUCUAUGAUGGGAAUAUUUUCUAAAUCAUUGGCUAAUUCUAUUGUGAUCAUGCUGUCCCCUGCAGUACCAACAGCCAACAAUUCUGCAAUUGUGGAUUUCCUUUGCGCAACCAGGUCAGCUUCCUUUCUCACCAACUUUCAUAUGUAAUCCUUGAGGUAAGAGGGCCUUGUGAUGACCCUCUUGGGUUUUCCUACUGACUGCACCCGUGUCUUGUGAAUGCACCCUUGUUUCGUAUUCUUGGUCUGCUAUUGCUGUUUUCACCUCCUUCUUGCUUGUGCUUUUGCUUCAGUCUUUGUAUCAUUCUGACUUCAGAGCAUUCUAGAACAUGAUACAUUUUCAAAAUAUUAUCAGAACCUAUUUUCUUUCCUUCUCGGCCUUCUCCAUAAGCAAUGUUGGAUCAGCAUUCCCAUCUCCAAACAGGAUGAAUUGCACCCCACAAGUUCAUCCAUAUUUUGCAUUGGAAGCAAAGAAUACUUUCAGUGCAACUUAUAAUUGUUGAAUGUGAAGAAUUGCUCAGUUGAAGAAGUAUGGAGAAUCAAGAACCUUCUGUAAGUCAAAAUCACCUCUCUUUGGCAAAGGAGGGAAAGCCAAUCCUGGAUAUGUAGUCUGGAAGCCCUCAAGCAACUGUCAACAAAUCAAAGUUCCAUCAUGAGAAGGUUAAAGAAAACAGCCUAUGGUUUUUUUUUAUCCACUCUGGUGCUCUAAAAAGGUACAUUUUGGAUUACAAACGGACAAUAUGAUUUAGCAUAAGUUUACUUUCAACUUAGAUGUUGUCAGUUUAAUAUUGGCCAAUGGAUAAAUAUUUUUUUAAGAAACA
This is a messenger RNA of Glycine soja, 3901 nucleotides long. RefSeq names its product pentatricopeptide repeat-containing protein At4g30825, chloroplastic. The record is from RefSeq and is a predicted model, not a curated record. The coding region runs from base 118 to 2682 and encodes 854 amino acids. NCBI's taxonomy places the organism in Eukaryota, Viridiplantae, Streptophyta, Magnoliopsida, Fabales, Fabaceae. The transcript is spliced from 3 exons. Gene Ontology annotation, molecular function: protein binding.